AUGGACAGACGGACCCCAGCGCCCAGCCGGGGUUUUGCUUCCCCAGUUAGCUUGUUUUGGCAUCCGUCAGAGCUGCAGGAGUGUUUCUGUUUGGUUUGUCUCAUAUGGCAUCAGAGCGGACUCCGGCUGGAGAUAAUCGGAGUUAAUUCAAAACCAGUGAUUGUGGGUAAAUAUUUAUACAGAAUGUCAGUGAACUCAUUAUUUGGGAAUAAGAAGAGAAAUAACUCCAUAUUAUAUGGUGUGGAUCAGGCACAGAUUAUGGCUUCAUCUUCUGUUUAUCGAGAAUCCACUAGUCGAGGAUGUAUUGGGAACCACGGCGAUGGCUUCCCCCCAAACAAGCGUUACAAAAGCUUUGAGUCAAAGUCCAAGCAAACAGAAGAUCCUUUUGGAGACAAUGAUGACUUCACAGCUGAUGACUUGGAAGAAAUAGAUAUAAUUGCUUCACAGGCUUUAUCACAAGUUCUAGACUCAAAUACUCUUUCUAGAACAACACACGUCCAGAAACCUGAACAGAAUGCCAGACCAUCCUUAACCCCAAACAACACCAAUCAAAAGUCUUCGAAUAUUGAACAAUGGAGUGUUGCCUCUAGUGCAGAAAGAAAUAUGAAAGACCAAUUCGGAAAUGGCACUGAAGAUAUUCGAAUUAAAGACACAUUUGGAUUUGAAGUACUGCAAACACAACAUGAAGAAGUUAAGCAAAAGCUGAAAGAAAUACAGGAUGAAAUCCUUGUUAAAAAUGGAGAAAUUAAAAUUUUGCGGGACUCAAUGCUGCAGAUGGAAUGCACUUUGGAGGAACAGAGAAGAUCAUACAUGCUACUGGAAAAGGAAAAAGAUCAGACACUAAGUGAAAAAGAAAAGGAGUUCUCCAAAAAGUUACAGUCAUUACAGUCAGAGUUGCAGUUUAAAGAUGCUGAAAUGAAUGAAUUGAGAGCAAAACUUCAGAACUGUGAAAGAACUAAGCCUAUUACUCCGUCAGUUACAAACGCCAGCCCUAGGAAGAGUCCCUCCAGAAUUGUAAAAUUGGAAGCAUGUUCUCUUCAGACUGGAAAAAGAUCUUUUCCUACAAAAGAGACUUUCAGCGCUGACAUGUCCCUUAAAGUAUCCUGUUCUGUAGCAAAUUUGCCUUCUGAGACUUCUUUCAACAAGGAGGACAGUAAGACCCCCUGUCCUGAAAUCGAACUUGUGAAGCAAGAACUGUUGGAGAGAAAUGUGUCUUACAGUUUUGUUCAAAGACAAAACACCCAAGGUUCCGUCUUACUAAAUGCACUGAUGAAACAGCCGAUUGCCCCUGGGUCAUUACUAGGACUCUGUCAUCUUCUUAGCAGUAACUCUGAAGUGCUACCUGGGUCUGUCUUGCAGCCUAACUUUUUCAACACAGGAUCUACAGGAAUAUCCAGCAUCAGGACAACUUAUUCUCAGGAUGGAACUCCUUCUUCUCUUGCUGCUUUAAGAGAAGCUCAAAAACUUGCAAUAACGGGAUUGAACUUGAUUGCUAUGGAUGAAGGAUCAUCCAAGGGAGACCUGACAGAAAGUGAGAGAGGACUAUUCCUUCUUAAACGCUUUAAGAUCCCAGGUGCAGUGCAUCUUCUACCUCUAGUGGAAUACCAUAUCAGUGCAUACUGUCAAGCUCUGCAGUUGUCAGCAAAGUCGAGAAACAGUCCUGAAAAUCAAUCAGUUAGUUCUUCUAGAACUAACUCAAGUAUAAUAUCAAGUACCGAGGAUUUUAGAUCUACUCUGCAAGAGACUACAAUUACAUCUCUAGGUGUUCUUUAUUACUUGGUAUAUUACAGCUGGGAUGUUGUUUAUAUAUUACUAUCUUCUGAAGUGAAAAGUGUGUCUGAGAUGGAGAAGAACAUGGUGUGCAAUCAUCAAUCUGAUGAUAAAAAAGAAAAUUCCAGACCACAAGGCCAAACUGUAGAACCACAAGAUGCUGCUAAUAAUGACCAAUCCCAACAUUCUUUGUUCAAAAAAUUGCUUCAGCUGUUAGCUUUGUCUUCUACAGCAACAGGUUCCCAGACCGACAGUAUCAUGAAUCAAAGCCUAAAGGUUUUGGUGAAACUAGCUGAGAAUUCAACAGUUGAGUUACUAAUAAGUUUUUGGCACUUGCUAACUAGCCAGAUGCUGCUUCGCUGUGUGUGUCCUGAGACCCCUUUGUCUGCUGUCCAUCUGACUGUGCGGCUGUUGGCCAUGCUUAUACAUCACCAGAAGCUAGCUGCUCAACUUUGUUGUCAUUCAGAAAGCUGUCUUCUUCUUGCACUGUAUAUGUAUAUUACUUCAAGACCAGAUAAAUCUGCAUCUGAAAUGCUUUGGCUUCAGCUGGAACAAGAGACUGUUAGAUUCCUGACUAAGUGUGUGCGCUGCUCCAGUCCAUCAAUUUUACUACUUGGUACAGAUUGCCAGUGCAGCCUCGAGGUAGUCAAGGCGCUUAUUAUAAUGUUGCAUAGACAAUGGGUGAAGGUUAGAAGAUCUGAGAGCAACUUGAGUGCGUAUAGAGAACGAAUUGUUCAGUUUUUACGGGACACUGUUUUGCUCUUGCAUAGUCUAUCUCAAAAAGAUAAACUGUUUCAUGAACAUUGCCUGGAAGUUCUCCAUCAAUAUGAUGAAGCCAUGCCUGGUGUCAGAGCCAUCCUCAAAAAAACUCUAAAUUUGAAGGCCUCUGAAGAGUUGGCUUUGGAUGAGUUGUAUCCUCCUGAGCCAGAAGUAGAUGAUCAAGAAAUGGACUGCAGCUAGUAAUUCAGCAAUAAUCCACCCCCCUCUGAAUUCUUGUUUCUCAGCUUUGUUGCCAAUAUACAUGUGAAAUAUAACCUGUGUUGUGGUAAACUUUUAAAUUAAUGUUGUGCUAAAGAUCAAUUACUGUCACUUAAGUGUAGCAUGGCUCAUUUUACUUAAUUGCCAGCUAAAUUUAGCAUUAUAAAAUAUUUUUAUAUCAAAAAUCUUUUGAUACUAAGAAGAGAAUUAAACUUAAUUUUGUUUUAUUAUGUAUUUUUGCAGUUUGAAAAUACUUAUAAGUAACAUGGAACUAAAAUUGGCACAAACAUGCUGUGAAUGAAGUCAAAACUUCAAACUGUCACAACACUUUCCACUUAACUCUAAUUAAGUCAUUAUGGUGUUGAAUGUACUGAGUCCCAAGAUCAUUGUAACUUUUUAACACAAGACAUUUUUUUAAAAGUGUGUUUUUUCUCAUAUUUUUAUUCAAUGUUUUGUCUAAAUUACUCUAUUUUGGGUUUGACAGACUUCAAGAAUUUGCUCAUUCUGAUAUUGGUAGAUGACUUUAGUACUCUGAUUUUAAAAUAUAUGUAUUGCAUUUACAUAGUUGACAACUUUUGCCUUGAAAAAAGGUAUUAAAACCUACUCUGCCCCUGCAA
Emys orbicularis (European pond turtle) is the source of this 3365-nucleotide messenger RNA. It is a transcript of the gene ATRIP, whose product is annotated as ATR interacting protein. The record is from RefSeq and is a predicted model, not a curated record. Lineage: Eukaryota; Metazoa; Chordata; Testudines; Emydidae. The coding region runs from base 1 to 2730 and encodes 909 amino acids. Gene Ontology annotation, biological process: DNA repair; DNA damage checkpoint signaling. The transcript is spliced from 14 exons.